AUUCACUGCCCCGCGGCUCAGCUGUUGUGCGGCCACCGCGGGAAAAAAAAUCCACGUAACACGUCGGUCCAGUUCCAGGGAGGGACCGUGGACCUACGUGGAUCGUCGCGAUUACAGUCCAUACAAUAUAACGGAAAUAACUUCGCGUGCGUUUUUUUUAGCUAUAACACUGGACGCGUCGGCCCGGGAUAGCGGAGAAUAAAUCUAGGACGAGAGGAAGGAAAAUGGAGUUGGAUGACGGAGUUGUGUACCAGGACGACCCGGGGACGUCGGCGAUAAUGUCGGAGCGAGUCUCGGGCCUGGCCAACUCCAUCUACCGCGAAUUCGAGAGACUCAUCCGCAAAUACGACGAGGACGUGGUGAAGGAGCUCAUGCCGCUGGUCGUGGCGGUCCUGGAGAACCUCGACACGGUGUUCGCCGAGAACCAGGAGCACGAAGUGGAGUUGGAGCUCCUGAAAGAGGACAACGAGCAGCUGAUCACUCAGUAUGAACGAGAGAAAGCGUUGAGGAAACACGCCGAGGAGAGGUUCAUCGAACUUGAGGACUCUCAGGAACAAGAGAAAAAAGAUUUGCAGAACCAUCUGGAAAGUCUGGGAUCACAUUCCCGUCAGCUGGAGCUGAAGAUCAAGAAUUAUGCCGACCAGAUAAGUCGAUUAGAGGAACGUGAAGCCGAACUCAAGCGUGAAUAUAACUCCCUUCACCUGCGGCAUACAGAGAUGAUUCAUAACUACAUGGAACACGUGGAACGAAUCAGACUACAGCAGACAGGAGAGACGUCUGACAUGGGAACAUUGGGCAGAGUUCGGAAAGAGCGCCCCCUGUCUUUGGGUAUCUUCCCCAUGUCUGGAGGGGGCAGUUCACUCACGACUGAUGUUCAGGGCAGAGCGGAGACUCCUGGGAUGGAGGGGUGGAGAUUUAAUCAACUCAGUCAUCAACGAUCCAAUACCAGUCUCAAGUUGGAGGCGGACGGCACUCCAAAGCAAAGCGAGGGUAAGGAUGUUCUGGAAGCUUGGGAAUCGCUGGCAAACGACUGCAAGGACGAGCUUUCUGACCACAGCCAGGGAGGGUCAAAGUCCGUCACACCCAUGUCCACCACGGCCUCUGACCUAGCCCAGGACUCUCAUCGAGAGGACGGGGACGGAUACUGGAAAAAUACAGAGGUUCAGGCAGUUCCGGGUACCAAGACGGUCUCUGCGGGUCUGGAUGAUACAGAAGAGAAGUCAGAUGUUCAGGCUAUCAUCGAAUCCACCCCUGAGCUGGACAUGGACCUCAUUGGAAACAAAGGUUCAAGCACUCCGACCCGAGGCAUUGAGAACAUGGCGUUUGAUCGGAACACGGACUCUCUGUUUGAAGAGGUGUCGUCUGCAGGCACAGGUUUGAUCGGAGACGUGGAUGAAGGAGCGGAUCUGUUGGUGGAGUACUCUGUGCAUGCGCUUUCACACCUGAGUCUGCCUGGCAUGGGUCGAGAAGUGGAGAAUCUAAUUCAGGAAAACGUGCAGCUGUUAGAGACAAAGAACGCCUUGAACGUGGUAAAGAACGAUCUGAUCGCCCGUGUGGAUGAGCUCUCCUGCGAGAAGGAGGUUCUUCAGGGAGAACUCGAAGCGCUUCUGCAGGCCAAAACCAAACUAGAGGAGAAGAACAAAGAGAUCGAGGAGGAACUGAAAAAAGUGAAGGCAGAGUCGGAAGAGGCCAAGCAAAAUAAUAAUAAUAAAGAUGAAGAUGAGAGCGACGUGCCCACAGCGCAGAGGAGGAGAUUCACACGGGUGGAGAUGGCUCGGGUCCUGAUGGAGCGCAACCAGUACAAGGAGAGACUGAUGGAGCUGCAGGAGGCCGUGAGGUGGACGGAGAUGAUCCGAGCUUCAAGGGAGAACACUGAAGUUGCAGAGAAGAAGAGGUCCAGCAUCAGGCAGUUCUUCAGUCGCCUCUUCAGUUCCUCCACGUCCAGCAACACGGCGAGAGCUCUGCCGUCCAACGUCAAGUACAACCCGCCCAGUAUCAUGAAGAAGAGUAACACUUUCUCCCAGUUCCCCCGAGAAAAGUCCAAGGCCUUUGAUUUCCUCAAAGAGGAUGUUGACUCGUCUGGUUCUCUGUCCCGUCGGGAACAAAAGCGAGCCCAGUAUCAGCAUGUAAAAGCUCACAUGCAGAAAGAAGACGGAAGGGUGACGGCUCACGGCUGGAGUCUGCCUGGGAAAUACAAGGUUGCCAAUGGUGGUUAUGCAGAGAACAAGAUGAACUUGCCCGUUCCUGUGUGUCUAAAGCCACUGGAGCAGAAAGAUGCUUCUAUGAAGUUGCUGUGUGCAGCCGGUGUGAAUGUCUCAAGUGGACGGUCGUGUGAUGGAAGCUCUGGUGUUUCUGGUGAAGAACCUGCGGUCGAGACCGAGGCCUCCAAACGGAGGAAAGGAUCUCAAAGCAGCCUGGAUCAGCUGGAACAGCAGCAGAAGGAUCGGGAACAGACAGUUCAGGUGGAGAUGUCCAGUCGGGUUUGGAUCUGUACGAGCACUCACUCCUCCACUAAAGUGAUGAUCAUGGAUGUGACGCAGCCCUCUGACCUCAUCGAUAGUUUCUACGUCUGUAACUCAUGUGUACUUUGCAUCGCCAGUGUACCAGGAGUCUUGGAGACAGACUAUCCUGCCGGGGAGGAGAUUCCUCAGGACCUGGAGGCGGGGCCAGACGUCUUAUUGGCCAGUACCAGCUCUCAGGGUAGUGAGGGUGUGUUGAGUGACGUGUCAGCGGUCGGCUGCAGCGCUGAGGAGUCAGGAUCUCAGACGGGCAGCACGGGAGCCAAUGAGCAGUCAGCAGAACACAGUCCUGUCAAAGGCAGCGUUGAUCUCUCCCGAGCUUCCAGUGAAGAUGGUGUUCCUGCAGCGGAGGAAGCCAUGGAGGCCACUGAAGAAGACCAGGAGAGCCCGGGUCAGGACAACAGUCAGCCAGGAAUCUACACGGAGCACGUCUUCACAGAUCCACUGGGAACAGAAUCCGAUGGGGCGUCUACGGGUGCUGAUAACCAGAGGCAAUCGGAUCAAGACAAGGGUGAGGCAUCUGCGGGUGGACAGACGGGUGCGGUGAUAGAGGAGACCCAGCGGACGAGCAGCGCACUGCCCACUAUGUGGCUGGGGGCUCAGAACGGCUGUUUGUACGUGCACUCGUCUGUUGCUCGCUGGAGGAAAUGUCUUCAUGCUGUCAAGCUGAAGGACUCCAUCUUGAAUAUUGUACAUGUCAAGGGUCGUGUUUUGGUGGCUCUUGCCGAUGGUACGCUGGCCAUCUUCCACAGAGGUCUUGACAGCCAAUGGGAUUUAACCAACUAUCACCUGUUGGACCUGGGCCGGCCGCAUCACUCCAUCCGCUGCAUGACUGUCGUGCAUGAUAAAGUGUGGUGCGGAUAUAGGAACAAGAUCUACGUGAUUCAACCCAGAGCCAUGAAGAUCGAGAAGUCUUUCGGCGCUCACCCGCGUAAGGAGAGCCAGGUGCGUCAGCUGGCCUGGGUGGGUGACGGUAUUUGGGUGUCUAUCCGGCUCGACUCCACCCUCCGCCUGUUUCACGCCCAUACCUUCCAACAUCUCCAGGAUGUUGACAUUGAGCCCUACGUCAGCAAAAUGUUGGGUACAGGAAAACUGGGCUUCUCCUUCGUGAGGAUCACGGCACUGAUGGUUACCUGUAACCGGCUGUGGGUGGGAACAGGAAAUGGUGUCAUCAUCUCUAUUCCACUAUCAGACUCUGUGGGUCAGUGUGGAUUUCUAGGUCAAAGGGCUCAUAAAACCGUGGGAGCGAUCGCAUGUCGUCCAGGUGGGGCGGUUCGGGUGUUUGGUGAUGAAACCGCGGAUACCGGAGUGACAGGAUCAUACGUACCAUAUUGUUCCAUGGCACACGCUCAACUCUGUUUCCACGGCCACAGAGAUGCCGUUAAAUUCUUUGUCACAGUACCAGGUCAAGUUAUUGUACCAGGAGCUGAAGUUGUUCACGAAAACUCAACAGAAGCAUCAGAUGGCAAGAGCAUGCUGAUCAUGAGCGGAGGAGAAGGAUACAUCGAUUUCAGAAUCGGUGAUGAAGAUGGCGGUAUGGGGCGAGAUGAAGAGGAGGAGUCAGUGGAACCCACUUUAAAACUCCAGUCUGCUCCUGCCAAACCUGAGCGCAGUUAUGUCAUAGUUUGGCAGGUUGCUUUAGGCAGCGAGUGACUGACCAAUCACAGCGGCUGUUUUAACAGAGAACUGUGCACCUAGAUCAACGCCACAUGGGCUUCACAAAAUACCUUUCUUAUCAUCAUUAUUAUUAUUAUUAUUAUUAUUACAGACAGUAUUAACAAUUUUAUUCUUAGUAAAUACAUUACAAUGUGUUUUAUUAAUAUUUGUGUUCAAAUGUUUAUUUAAUUGUUUCGUAUGAGUCUGCAUUUAUGCAUAAGAGGUGAACAGAAAUCAGUGUUUAAAUGAAGGAACAAACUAAAUGAAACUCCGCCCACGAACGUGUCACAAAUAAUUACAGUUUCUGUCUUUAAGUCAUGGGAAUGGGAAUCGUGUAAUGUCCUAACCGUCUUAACAGUUUACAGUUUGGCCAAGUGUAUCAUUACUUCAUGGAAAAGGUUUUUUUUUAGCUUCUUUUGUAUUUUCUUGGCUAAGGGUAAUAAGGGAUGAAGCUUUGUGUUGGUGCACUUUAGCUGUGGUAGCAUUGUGUACACUGUAGUUCAUGUACAUAGAAACCCAGAGAGCUAUUUUUGCUAUCUGUACGGCGUUGGUCUUGUGUUCUCAGCGUAAAUUCUUGCCUGCACGAGUCCUGUAUCAUUUACACGUAGAGCACAGGAGCUCUAGAUCAGUAGUUCUCAAACUGGGGGCCCCGAGAUAGAUCCAGGGGGGCCACAGAUUUUGUGGCAUUUUAUGAAAUAUAGAAAUUGAUCAUAGAUUUUAUGCAAUCAAACAUCACAAAAAUAAGACCACCAGACAAAAGAAUUGAUGUUUCAGCAUUGUAUAACCGAAUAUGUUUUUGUUUAAAUAAAAAUGUAAAAUUUAAGAUUAUAAGUCUUUAUUUGGGGGGCCGCAAAGCGAUGCACUCUGGGGGCCUUACAACGAAAAAGUUUGAGAACCACUGAUCUAGAUCGACCGGGCUUACCUGAUGCUAGAGCUUGCUGGCACUUUAAAGACAGUAGCCAACAUAGACACACAUUACAGCGAACAGCAGAUAUAAUAGUGUAACUGAGAUCGUCUGGCCUUUACCAAAGGAUGAAACCUAGAACAAACAGGCCUGAUGGACACUAAAGCCAAGGUUUAUAACACUUCACAACGUUGAGGCUUUUGAUGUUACAGUAUGUGAUUCUCUUAAAUGAAUGAACGUUGGACAAAAUAAUAUUAAUAAAAAUGACAGGGAUUGUAUGAUAAAUUAUUUGUAUUUUUGUGUUAAAUAUUUGUUUUGCUUAAGCAUUUAGCAUUCCAGCUGUUGGUUUUGUAUGUAUUGUAUGUUUACCUGUGAUCCACGGCUCUGGGUUCACGAUUGUGUGUGAUUUUCGUUUAUUCUAAUGAGUUAUUUCUAAUCAGAGCUUUGUUUGUCUUUUCUAUCUGGUCUGCGUGACACUUUUAUCUGUAGUUUGAUGUCUGUUAAAACAAAUGCAACAUUUGGAUUUUUAUGUGAAGGUGAAGAAAAUGA
Messenger RNA from Triplophysa rosa, 5628 nucleotides. RefSeq names its product sperm associated antigen 9a (gene spag9a). The record is from RefSeq and is a predicted model, not a curated record. Lineage: Eukaryota; Metazoa; Chordata; Actinopteri; Cypriniformes; Nemacheilidae. Gene Ontology annotation, biological process: vesicle-mediated transport. Gene Ontology annotation, molecular function: kinesin binding; MAP kinase scaffold activity; signaling receptor complex adaptor activity. The transcript is spliced from 33 exons. Gene Ontology annotation, cellular component: cytoplasm. The coding region runs from base 225 to 4172 and encodes 1315 amino acids.